CUGCAUUCCUAUGCCCGUCGGAAAGCCGUCGGCCUUUUUUUACGCGUGUGUAUGUGUUUGGAGUGUGUGCUUGUGUUUGUGAUUGUGACAACCGGGAUCAAAAGUCUUUCCUAGAGAUCUGCACGUUGCCUGUGCUGUGCAUGGAAUGUAUCUCCCGUCAAGACAGAAGCUGCGGCUACAGCAAAGGCAGAAAUAGGCUAAAAACUCUAUUUGGGGGAGUUUUGUGCAAACAACAUACCUCUCGAUCUUGGAUCAGUUUCGCAAUUGCGUCCUUUCCUGCACAAUGACAGAAGUGGCCAUUCCCGCUUCAGUAAUGGAAUCGGAGCUGAUGUUUCAACCAGAGUCCGAUCAGAUCUCUCCAAGUGAACCUAAGUCUCCGCCCCUGGACCUGAUCGACACAGGGAAAGGACUAAAAGUCCAGACAGCAACUCCUCAUCUGGUUAGCCUGGGCAGUGGGAGACUGAGUGUGGCUAUUACUGUUCUGCCGCUGAAAGAGGGGGUAACACGCAUAGGCACAGAAGAUGCUCCAAUUCCUCAGGAUAUUACCAUUCAAGGACCUGGCAUCGAGGCAGAGCAUUGUCUAAUCAUCAAUGAAGGAGGGGUGGUGACCCUGGACCCCUGUGGCCACCUCUGCAGUCUUGAUGGAGUCCAGGUCACUGUACCAACACCACUCACUCAGGGUUAUUCUUUGUGUCUGGGAAAAUCCUAUUUGUUCCGGUUCAACCAUCCUGAGGAAGCCAGCAGAAUGAAGAGCAUGCUUCCCCAAAAGAGUCCUGUAUCAGCUUUAGCCUACAACACAGACUACCUGAAGUUUAGCAGUGACUAUAGCCAUGCAGUUGUGGGUGGCACCAGUAGUGCUAGGGGCAUGCGAUCAGCAUCUGAGCUUCGGGACUUGAUGGACACCCUGCAGCGUAAGAAAAUUGCCCUGGAAAACAGCCUGAGAGCCAACGGGAAUGCCAACCCCUCCUACUUCAGUGUGACACAGUCUCCCCCCACCACACCUGUCUCCAGUCCUGCCACAUCUUCAUCAGCCUAUCAGGAACAGGCAAGGCGUUUCUAUAGCUCCGAUCGUCCUUCUUUGUCCUUAAAAUCUGCUCCCCCUCUUUCCCCCGGGCGACGUUCCGACCCUUCUUCUUCUUUGGCCUCGCGCUCUUCAGUUGGCCGCAGUCAGGACAAUUUUAGCACCAGCGAUAGCCGACGACUGCACAGUCAGAGCUCCUCUCCUUUACUCUCCACCUGGAAUGGUGGGGGAUCUUCCACUUCUGUUGCCAGUAGUGAGAACUAUCUCCUCUCUCUUCCUCCAUCUUCUUCCUCAUCCCGCACUCCAUCUUCUGGGGGCCCUGCCAGCAUGCCCUCUAGCCCCCGUCUAGGACGCCGCACCUAUGGGAACCAGGGGAACCAGGAGCCGACGCCCACUAGUCGAACCAGGAAAUACUCAGCAGGUUCGCUGAGUGGGAUGACAGCAGGAGGACACAGCCGCUCACUGCCACGCCUCUGUCCCUCCCCGUCCCCCCGUGACAAUAAUAAUGGAGUGCUAACUUUGUCAACGCUGCCUCCACGGCGGUCUGAUACUGCUGGGGAUUACAAAUUUAGCAAAGAGCAUUACAGCAACGGCCAAAACGCUGACCUCAACCACAAGUCUAGUCACUCCAGUCAGCAAGCUGCAAACAGGAUUAAAGGCCAGACCACAGCUCAAGGGGAAGGUGUCGUGUCGAUCUCCCUCUCUUCCCCUAGGACCUCCUCCUGCUCCACCUCCCACUCCAUCUCUUCCACAUCCACAUCCACUCCACCAGAUGUAACAAUCCCAUCCAGGGCAGGGGGCUCCUCUUCUCCUCGUGUUGCCAAAAAACUCAGCCUAACCUCCACCAGCUCAAUAGGCUCCAUCAGCUCUAUAGCUUCGAGCCCUCCAGAACAAGAACGGCUAAGCAGCAAUGACGCCUCCUCAGGAGCAGAAAUGUCUGUGGCGGAGAAAGAAACACCAGGAGUGGGCCUUGAACUCACCGUUGCACCGGGACUAGGACUUAGAGAGAGGAGUUCUUCAUUUGGGAAGGCCGGCCUGGAAACUGGAAUUGGUCUGGGGGAGAGGAGGCAGUCAUUUGGCAAAGCAGGGGUGACCCCGCCAGGGGGGUUCAGGGAAAGAAGGGGGAGUAUCAGCUCCCUAAGUGGGAAGGAAGAACUGACAGACUACCACCAACGCCAAAAAGAGGAGAGACUCCGUGAGCAGGAGGUGGAGAGACUGGAGCGACAGCGGCUAGAGACCAUCUUGUCUCUUUGCUCUGAGCUGGGCCGAGCUGAAAGGGACGGAGGCGCCGCAGCAACAAGCUCCACUUCAGCUGUUGCAGACCUGCAGAAGAUCAACCAGGAGCUUGAGAAGCUGCAGCUGACCGACGAAGAUGAUGACACGCCUUCUGUGUUUUCCGACUCUUCAGCUGUUAGUGGAAUAGUCGGAAACGGGCACACGACCUCCCCUGGAUCGGAGAACGGUUACUAUGAUGAUGACCUGCAGGUACGACGGAGGCGUAGCAGCGGUCACCGAGACAACAGGGCCGAAUCGCCUGCUAUCAGUCUGCGAAGCUUUGCCCCCACACCUUCACCACGUGCACAUAGGACAAAUGAGGCUCUAGAGGAUGCAGCUCGCCAUCGUGGACAGGACACGAUCCCUUCAGAGGAGGAAGUGAGGCGCGUGGAAGAGGAGAGAAUCCAGGUCCUAAACAACAUGGAGGAGCUUGAACAAAAGAUCAAAGAGCUGGACAAUCAAAUUGAGGAAUCUGCCCGAGAGGUCGAGGUUGAGCGAGCUCUAGUUGAAGCUGAGCAGGAGUCCGAGAUAGCAGCUCUUCAACACGAAAAAGAUGCUUUAGAAGCGCUUCACACCAAGAUGGCUCACCUAGAGACCCAAUCCCAGCAGGAAAAAGAAAAGGCGUGCAAGCUGCUGCAGGCAGAAAAGGGCAGAGUAGAGAGGUUGGCUCAGAUUGUGUGUGAGCAGCGCUCCCAGCUGGACAGCUGUCCUGAAGCCACCAAGGAGCCCCUGCAGGAGCAGCUAGCCAGGGACUGCGAAGUGCUUGAGGCAGAGACAAAGCGUUUUGAGGACCUGGAGUUUCAGCAGCUCGAGAGAGAGAGCAGGCAGGACGAGGAGAAGGAGACCCACACCCAGCAGCUUCUCCGGGAGAUCGCAGACUACCAACGCAGCACCGUCACCCGCAAGGAGCGUCUGUUAACUCUGAAGAAGCAGUCGGCGCAGAUUACGCAGCAGGUUCAACGAGAGAAGGAGAGCUUCUUGAAGGAGAGGAGCAACCUCGAGUCCAUGCUGCAGAGAGAGAAAGAAAGCCUGGCUGUGCUGGAAAGAAAAUACGCUGGUCUCACCGGUGGACGGAGUUUCACCCUGAGAGAGGAUUCAGCCUCUUUGGCUGAUGUGUGUCGCUCCCUCCUUUCUUCUAUUUUUCUCAAGAACGCAGAGGGCUAUGUCACAGUCAGUGAAAUCAAUGAGCUUUACUCACAGCUUGGGCAAGACCCUAAAGCUGCUCCUGCCCCCACUCUGACCAAAGCCUCUCCUGAGCCCGAGGCAACCCUUUCCCCUGAUGAGGACACCCCCAAACCAGCGGAGGAUGAGCUCUGUCGUUCUUCCUCACCUGCCGACUGUCACUCCUCUUCCUCCUCUCCUUCUUCUUCCUCCCGUCUAAAUCCCCGCCCCCUUCCAAAAACACCCUCUGUGCACUGGCCAGAGAACAUGGUGACAUAUCGAGACCCUUCCCCUCUCCCAGACUCCCCCCCACCUCCCCUUCCUGUCAAAAAGCGCCAUCAGCAACACAGGCAGCAUUUCCGUCUGCUGGAGGAGAGGAAGAGGUCUGAGAAAGAAAGUUGCUCACAUCUAAGUGAUACAUUACCUAGGAAGAAAACUGCGACCGCCAUGAAUCCCCAGUUUAUGUGUGCAACACUCGGGCGCAGCUUCCCCACAAAGUCCCAUCAGCCUCUGGUACAGACUACAAGUUGUGGCAGUAUUCUUCCAAGAAUCCUCAGUUUAUCCAAUAAGGAAAGUGAAUCUCGACGUCUGCAUAAAGGUCAGCCGAGCUCCCGAGCUGCUUCUCAGACCAACGUCUACCUCGAUGCCUUUGGGUACCGUGAAAACCAGGCCUUUGACACAAUGAGUGUGGAUAGUAGUGACUCUAUUGAAACCAGCAUCUCUGCUUGCUCACCUGACAACAUCUCCAGUGCCAGUACGUCAAAUGUAGCCAAGCUGGAGGAGAUGGAGCGCCUGCUGAGAGAGGCGCAGGCCGAGAAGAACCGCCUCCUCGAACACAAGGAGCGGGAAAUGGAAUUUCGAAAGCAGGCCUUGGAAGAGGAGAGGAGGAGACGGGAGGAUCUGGAGAAAAGGUUACAAGAGGAGACCAACAGACGCCAGAAACUGAUCGACCGCGAGGUGAAGCUUCGAGAAAAGCAGAGGGUGCAGUCCCGGCCUCUUACUCGGUAUCUGCCUGUGAGGAAGGACGAUUUUGACUUGCGGGCUCACAUUGAGUCGGCGGGCCACAGCCUAGACACGUGCUUCCACCUGUCCAUCUCUGAAAAGACCUGCCGAGGCUACUUGGUCAAGAUGGGAGGCAAAAUCAAAACGUGGAAGAAACGCUGGUUCGUCUUUGACCGCAACAGACGCACACUAUCCUACUACGCAGACAAGCACGAAGUCAAGUUGAAAGGAGUCAUUUACUUCCAAGCUAUUGAAGAAGUAUACUACGAUCACUUGAAGAAUGCACACAAGAGCCCAAACCCCUCCCUGACCUUCAGCGUGAAGACUCACGAUAGGGUCUACUACAUGGUUGCUCCCUCUCCCGAGGCCAUGAGGAUCUGGAUGGAUGUGAUCGUCACAGGCGCUGAGGGAUACACUCAGUUCAUGGUGUAGUGAAGCAGAUGUACGGGCCUCAUGUUUUUUUAAUGCUGCAGUCCUUUGUGGGUUUUGAAGACAAAAGUAUCAGCUCCUUAUUUUCCUCCUGGAUGAAGCUUAUGUGCAUUUGUGUUACACAGAUAACACUUCAUGUUGUGUUACAGAGCUCUCAUGUGAAAUUGCGGGCAGAUAUUGGACAGUUUAACAGUUUAA
Molecule: messenger RNA, 5086 nt
Organism: Pundamilia nyererei
Lineage: Eukaryota; Metazoa; Chordata; Actinopteri; Cichliformes; Cichlidae
Gene: phldb2b
Product: pleckstrin homology-like domain, family B, member 2b
Exons: 26
Coding region: 284-4891 (1535 amino acids)
Biological process (GO): regulation of microtubule cytoskeleton organization
Cellular component (GO): basal cortex
Molecular function (GO): protein binding
Source: RefSeq, a predicted model, not a curated record